GGCUCGAUUCCAGCAGUUUCCCACAUCUACGAAUUUAAGCGAAGAGCGAACUGAUCAACUCUCAACAUGACGAAGACAGAAGGCGUCAAAAGAAAGUUAAAGCCUGUGAUAGAGAAGAAGAGAAGAGACCGAAUCAACCAUAACCUAGAUGCGUUAAGAGAUCUGCUUUUCAAGAACACUGCAGACACGCGUUUACAAAAUCCAAAACUGGAAAAAGCAGAGAUUUUAGACCUUGCAGUUCAGUACAUCAAAAAGACCACAAGAAAAACUGAGACAAAGGUGACUUCUAAUCAAAUGGAUUCUAAGGCCACUCAGAAGCAGUCUGUUUCUACGGGCCCCAUCUACGCCAGUGACUUCUAUGUACCAGACUUCUAUGGCAGGUUUAAAUCAUCUGAGCAGAAGGAAGCUCUUCUGAAACUGGGGGUCAACAAUAAUAACCUAACUGGUGCUUCCAAAGCAGGAAAUGAACCAGUGGCCCAGACGGGCUUCCCUCUAUCACCAUCAGGCCAGAACUACCAGCAGGAUCUUCUCUUACACCCUGAAUCAUCUUUGGAUGGCUCCAAACUUUUGCAUCAGUCGACUUCUCCCCCCAGUUCAUCAUCAUCAUCAUCAUCAUCACAAUGUAGUUCCCCGCCAUCAUCUCCCACUUUUACCAGCUUAUUCUCCUCUCCCAGUAACUGCCCUCCAUAUCUAUUCAUGCCUUGUCCUCUACCUGCUCCUUCUGAUUCACUGUCACCUCUUUCAACACCACUUUCACUCCAUAGGCCUGUCAUUGUGCCUCAGCCUAUUCUGCCCAACAUGGCUAGAGAUUUUACCCCACCGCAGUCUCCUGUACUGGCUCUUAGACAGGAACCUUUUUCUCUUCCAACCCAGUCCAUAUGGAGACCAUGGAGCUGAACUCUUACAAUGGUGUGCUUUUCCAUUUUACUUAGUCACUGCUCCAAUGGAGAAAUGACCUCCCAGAAGGACCUAAUGGGACAUAUGGUGUGGCAUGAGCAUCGGGUUAUCACUUGUGUUUGCCCCCAGUUACUAUUACUUUUGUCAUGUUUUCAAUGACGUAUACUUUUAACUUGACUAUUUAUUGUUUUGACAAAUGUUUGUCUUCACUGGUAUAGCCUACCUGUGAUUCUAGCAG
Sinocyclocheilus rhinocerous is the source of this 1135-nucleotide messenger RNA. Its product is annotated as transcription factor HES-7-like. Gene Ontology annotation, molecular function: protein dimerization activity. Bases 67 to 897 code for a protein of 276 amino acids. The record is from RefSeq and is a predicted model, not a curated record. Lineage: Eukaryota; Metazoa; Chordata; Actinopteri; Cypriniformes; Cyprinidae. The transcript is spliced from 4 exons.